UGUCACCUUGGAAACACAAAGUAUAAAUCAGCAAAGCAGAGAAAAGCUGCACUCGAUGCAUCUGCGAUCAUCUAACCGCGUCUGAAAACGAUGAUCAUCGACGGCUCCUCGCGUCUAGCUUAGUCUCAUUUAAGAUGGCGACUUAGUGCAGAGAGGUAACGCGGUUAUUACAUGUCGACAUGUCCCUUCUCAGAGUGUGUGCCCUCGCCAGAUGUCUGCACCGCCGCGGUUUGUUUGAGAGGUGUGCUGCUCGCGUGUCCUUCGCGGACUGCUGUCACCUGUGCGUGUCGAGGAGCAGCGGCGCAGUCAGACGGAUAUCAGUGACACCUCUGCAGCUUCAAAAAAGAAAUGUUUCGUUUGUAUUCCCAAAGGCAGAAGACGGAAAGAAGCGUGUACUGGAACAGUCUCAGUUGUUAGACGUGCUUGAGGCCAGGAUUACCCAACUCCAAUCCGACGUCGUUCUAGAUGUCCAGCAUGCAAAGGUGCAGUUUAUUAAAGCCCCGUCCGCUGGAAGGGGGGGUAUAUCUGGCAAGGGUCCCAAAAGCACACCUAAGGAAAAAACUGACAUUCCUAAAUCACGACAGACUGUUGCUAAAGGAGCUUCUAAAUCUCAGACCAGCCGCUGGAUGAAAAAAUUAACUGAGGAAAAGAAAAACAAACUUAAGAAACAGCAGCACCUCGAGCUGAAAAUACAGAAGAAUGUCAAGGAGAAACCUACAGCCCAAUCUAAAGCGAGCAAAAGCAGCUUAAUGCUACCUGGUACUUCAAAAAAAAUUAUAUCUACCACAGCUAAAAAGACUGUGCCCUUUAAUAAGAAGAAAAGAGGGCACAUGACAUUGUCUGAUGAGAUUCGUGCUGCAGUUUCUUCAACGCUUGCCCCCGCUGCUACUGCUACUGCUACGGCUGGUGCUGCUACUGCUGCUGUUACUGCUGCAGCAGGGAGAGCACCCAUGCCAGCAGCAGCCAUGCCACAUAAAGUAUCUAAAGGGAAACCGAAGCACGCUAAAAAACAGGUUUGCAGUAAAGAGGACCAAAAUCAGACAGUUACCGAUGCCAAAGAGCUGGCUGAGCUGGAGGAGCUGGAGAAAAGGCUCAAUGAGCAACUGAACCAGUGGACGUCUUCACAUAACCCAGAGCGCCUACAGGAGGCCACUGUAGGAACAGCAUGUGGGGACAUCGUGCUGAGCAUCUGCGCUUACCUGGAGGGGUGUGUGUUUGCCGGGGACAUUGACAGGGCACACUCUUUCCUGCUCAGCCAGCACAGAGUUAUGAGUCGACGUAAACAUCUGAACACAGACAUCUACAACAUCUUGAUGAGGGUGUGGGCCAAGAAAGGCACAUUGAAUCACAUUGGCCGCAUCUUCAUUUUGUUAGAAGAGGCUGGUCUGAAGCCAAAUCUGGGUUCCUACUGUGCUGCCCUAGAGUGUAUGGGUCGCAAUCCCAACUGCUCCCCAAAGAUUGUCACAAGGUGCCUGAGCCAGAUGGAGGAGGACGGCCUGUCUGUCGAUGAUGUGUUCAGUCAGUGUGUGUUCCGACAAGAUGAGAGAGACAUGGUGCUAAAGGCCUUACGCAUCGUCCAGCCUGACUACCAACCCAACCUCAAUGUGAACGCAAGCCCUUGCUCCUCAUCGCUGGUUCAGGACUUCUACACACAGAGGGUAGAUCACCAGUACCCCAAACUGGACUUCACUCGGGAGGAGCUUCAGGAGCGUUUCAAGCAACAGCUCAGCAUCGAACAGUCCUGCACAGUCACCAUUGACUCUGUGGAAGCUGUUAAGCCCGUCACAAAAAACAUGGCCAAAAUGAGGAAGCUGCUGGCGGAUCAGCGGGCACAUUGGCAGAAUAUUCUCCUCCAGGCCCUGAGGGAGAGCAAGAUGAUCCUGGCUAACACCAACACCAAGGACUACAGGCUUAACCUUUAUCCCUAUCUUUGCCUGCUGCAGGAUAGCGAGUAUGUUGACAUCAUGAUACAGAGUGUUGCCAACAUGCCUCCCAGUGGAGAGUCACUGAAGGUUUUAGCCAGCGAUCUGGGCAACAGGGUCUACACCAAAUACUUUGUGCGGCAGAAGUACCAGAGUCAGGCGGUGGAAAAACUGAGCAACAUUUACAACGAUUACACAGACCUGCUUGCCAAAGACACCAAGGAGUAUGACGUCCUUCCCAGGGAGCAGUGGUGUAAGCUGGAGAUGGAGCAGAGUUCAGGACCAACGCUACAGGGAGGAGAGAUCCAAUGGCCGUACAUAGUAACCCUGGAGCUGGGCACUUGGAUGGUGGAUAUAAUGGUUAAGAACCUCAAAAUCAAUAGCGACAUCCUGAACCCGGCUUUUGACAGGAAGCUCAUCCCAAUCCUCUAUCACAUGUACACCUUCCGUAGCACACGCCAGAUUGGCUUCAUCAAGCCCCACCCCAUAUUGACUCAGAUGCAGCAGGACGCCACGGAGACCAAGUUGACCUUUGACUCCUAUGUGAUGCCAAUGCUGUGCCCUCCCGUACCCUGGACUUCUGUUAAGUUUGGAGCCUACCUCCUGACACCUACCAAACUGAUGCGCACUGUGGAAGGGGCCACACAACAUGAGGUGUUGUUGGAGAAAUGCCAGAACCUCCAACCAGUCCUUGACUCUCUCAACCAGCUGGGAAACUGUGCCUGGACAAUCAACAAACCCUUGUUGGAUAUUAUUAUCUCCAUCUUCAAUGAUCGGGGUAGUGAUAAGUUAGACAUCCCUCCACCUCUGUCAGAGGCCCCCCAAAUACCUCACUUCAACCCCCAAGAUCCCUCUUAUACUGCUUCUGAGAAAGCCCACAUGAAGAAGCAGGUGAUUAAUGCUAAAAAGAAAUGCAGUGAGAUGCACAGCCUGCGUAUGGAUGCUCUAUAUAAACUUUCCAUCGCUAAUCACAUGCGGGAUGAGAUCUUUUGGUUCCCACACAACAUGGACUUCCGUGGACGAACCUACCCCUGUCCACCAUACUUUAAUCACCUAGGCAGUGAUGUCACACGGGCUGUCCUUGUGUUUGCAGAGGGAAAGCCCCUCGGUCCGAAGGGCCUGGACUGGCUUAAGAUCCACUUAGUCAAUCUGACAGGACUGAAAAAGAGAAGCUCACUACAGGGACGUUUGGAGUACGCCGACACCAUCAUGGAGGACAUACUGGACUCUGCCGACAAUCCUCUCAAUGGUAAGAAGUGGUGGAUGAAUGCAGAUGAGCCUUGGCAGGCUCUGGCCUGCUGCAUGGAGAUAUCCAAUGCUGUGAGAUCUCCUGACCCAACACAGUUCAUCUCUCAUUUUCCUGUUCACCAGGACGGCUCCUGUAAUGGUCUCCAGCACUAUGCUGCUCUAGGCAGAGAUGUUAUAGGUGCCAAAUCGGUCAACCUCAUGCCCUGUGAGGUGCCCCAGGAUGUGUACAGCGGAGUAGCACAGCAGGUGGAGGAGUUCCGAGCGAGGGAUGCAGCAAGCGGUCUAAAGAUUGCCCAGGCUUUGGAGGGCUUCAUCAGCAGGAAAGUGGUCAAGCAGACCGUGAUGACUGUGGUGUACGGGGUCACACGCUACGGGGGGCGCCUCCAGAUAGAGAAAAGACUGAAGGAGAUUGAUGAGUUCCCCAAGGAGCAUGUUUGGGAUGCAUCUCAUUACCUGGUGCGUCUGGUCUUCAGUGGCUUAAAAGAGAUGUUUACAGGGACCAGAGAGAUCCAGGAUUGGCUGACAGAGAGCGCCAGGCUCAUCUCCAAGUCUGGCCACACUGUGGAGUGGGUGACACCCCUGGGUUUACCCAUUAUUCAGCCCUAUCACCGCACUCGCACCCAAAUGCUGAAGAGUACUAUCCAACAUAUCAACCUCCAGAUCAGCCAUGACACCAAACAGAGGCCAGACACAGUCAAACAGAAGAAUGCCUUCCCCCCAAACUUCAUCCACUCACUGGACUCCACACACAUGAUGCUGACCUCUCUCCACUGCUAUAGUGCUGGCCUGACUUUCGUCUCAGUUCACGACUGUUUCUGGACCCACGCCCUCACUGUGGACACCAUGAACAAGGUCUGUCGGGAACAGUUUGUCGCCCUGCACAACCAGCCAAUCCUUCAAGAGCUGUCCAACUUCCUGCUGUACAAAUACUGCGCUGGGCUGCAGACUGAGGCCAUUAGCAAGAAAUACCAGGAGUACAGGAGGUUAAUGCUGCUGAUCGCCAAAGUGCCCAAGACAGGUGAUUUUGAUCUCGAACAGGUGAAAGAAUCCACUUAUUUCUUCAGCUGAGAGGUCCGUGAGGGCGAGCCAGCGGAGGGAGAUGAAUGGAUUUGACACAAUUCAGCAGGGAGGUUGCAAACCCCAGGGUCUCGACUGUCUCCCACAGACAUCAGGACAUUGAUCCGGCCGCACCCUGCCUUCUUCCUGAUUCACGGUGCUGGCUGGAGAUGCUGGAGUUACUGGAGACGCCUGAUUAACUGACUAGUGGGCUGAUGGAAGGAGAGGGUUGGACACUCAUCCAGGCGAAAGCUGAGGGAAUCAGCACCGAAUAGGAAUGUUAGGACUUCAAUCAGUGAAAAGUACGUCUUAUAGUGGAUAUAUUCAGGUGUAUAUAUUUGUGUGUGAGUGCGUGCCGAACUGACUGAAUCCUUCAUCACUCAGCAACACUUCCACUACUCGAUAAGAUCAAGCAGAAAGGUUUCAACUGCAAAGCUGUAAUUGCCGGUGACUGGUGUGCGAGCAUUUUCAAGCUGUGGAGACCUCGCCCCCCCCUCCGGCGUGCUGACCUGCCUCUGCGACUAUCUCACCUUAUCGUCGAUCCCAUCACUUACUGGAUGGCAGGGUGCUCUCUGACACAAUGUUCAAACAUUUUAAACCUUUUCUGGAGAAGUUUGAGGAGACUUUUGAUGAAGAAAUCAUGUACUGUACUGAAAUGGGGGGGAUACAAAACUCUGAGAAAGAGAAAUGUGAAGGGAAAAGCUAAGGGGCUUUUGGACAUCAUUGUGUGUCUGUUUACUCUUGAUUCUUACCUUCUUGGAGUGACUAAGCACUUGACAAUUGCUCUAAAAUAAAUGUUUUUU
Molecule: messenger RNA, 5029 nt
Organism: Larimichthys crocea (large yellow croaker)
Lineage: Eukaryota; Metazoa; Chordata; Actinopteri; Sciaenidae
Gene: polrmt
Product: polymerase (RNA) mitochondrial (DNA directed)
Exons: 21
Coding region: 180-4238 (1352 amino acids)
Biological process (GO): mitochondrial transcription
Cellular component (GO): mitochondrial DNA-directed RNA polymerase complex
Molecular function (GO): mitochondrial promoter sequence-specific DNA binding; protein binding; DNA-directed RNA polymerase activity
Source: RefSeq, a predicted model, not a curated record